AUGGAGAAUAAGAAGGCACACCUGCACAGUAACAGGCAACGCCCUGCAAAGUACUGGCAUUCACUCACCCAACUCAAGUUCCGCCGUGACUAUCGUAGCGAUCUACCGCCCAGCCUCUUCCGGUUUACGGGAUACCGUCCCCCAGAUGAAGGACCUCCUUAUGACCCGCUACCAAUACCGCCUUUCAUAUGGCUCCCCAAGAUCCCUUUGAAGUAUGAGACAUGGCUCUUUGCAUGGAUCGGGUCGUUUGGGGGUAUUCUCUUAAUUGAGGCAAUCAUGUCGACCGAUACCGCAUUCCGCGAUGUAUACCAUACCCCUACGAUCAUCACAUCCUUCGGUGCCUCAGCUGUGCUGCUCUUUGGGGUGGUCGAGUCCCCUGUUGCGCAGCCUCGAAACUUCAUUGGUGGCCAUUUUCUUUCUGCAUUGGUCGGAACCUGUAUCACUCGGCUUUUUGUGCUGAAUGGUCAAUACCAGGGAUAUUUAGACAACACUCACUUUCACCCUUCGACCUUUAUCAAUGGGGGCAUCUCUAUGGCGACUUCAUUGCUGGUGAUGUUAAUGACAGGAACUGUUCACCCACCGGCCGGAGCUACGGGUCUCAACGCAGCCGUUCAAUCGAGCGUUGUCAGCCUAUCGUGGCGCUAUCUUCCAACCGUCCUUGCUUCAUCAUUAAUUAUGCUGGCCUGGGCCAUCCUGGUCAAUAAUCUGGGUCGUCGGAGGUAUCCCCUUCAUUGGUGGGCUCCUGGGCCUACUUUUGUCCUGCCUCCGGGCCAAAACCACGACGAGGACCUGCGUCGAGUAGAAGAAGGCGAGAGAGACAGGGACGCGCAGGAAGGAGAUCUCGCCGUUGAGAUUGACAACUCUUCGGAACCCCACCGCUAA
Molecule: messenger RNA, 882 nt
Organism: Aspergillus pseudonomiae
Lineage: Eukaryota; Fungi; Ascomycota; Eurotiomycetes; Eurotiales; Aspergillaceae
Product: HPP family protein
Exons: 2
Coding region: 1-882 (293 amino acids)
Source: RefSeq, a predicted model, not a curated record